Molecule: messenger RNA, 1320 nt
Organism: Nelumbo nucifera (sacred lotus)
Lineage: Eukaryota; Viridiplantae; Streptophyta; Magnoliopsida; Proteales; Nelumbonaceae
Source: RefSeq, a predicted model, not a curated record
AUGUCUGCUUUUCAUUUCCUUUUCCUCUGCCUUCUGUUUCUCACCCCCAUAUCAAAUGCCUCCACUACGGCAACGGCUAGACAACCACGUCCAAAUGCGCUCGUAAUACCUGUGAAGAAAGAUGCCAAGACCCUGCAAUAUGUGGCCACGAUCAAAAUGAGAACCCCGCUUGCGCCUGUGAAUGUUUUCGUAGAUCUAUCAGGCCCAUUCUUAUGGGUCGACUGUGAGGAUGGUUACGUUUCAUCUUCUUAUCGCCCCACUCCAUGUGGCUCACCCAAAUGUGAAGUUGCAAAGAGCUCCGGGUGCAUCGUGGAGUGCCAUUCAGCCCCUAGACCAGGGUGCACAAACAACACUUGUGAUGUUGUCCUAGACAAUCCUUUCAUCAAGGAUUUCUUAUAUGGCGGAGGCCUCGCCGAAGACGUCAUUGCCCUCCAAUCCAGCGGCGGGAGGAAACCAGGUGGUGGUCUUGCCGUUGUACGCCAGUUUCCCUUCGCCUGUGCUGAUACACGCAACUUACAGGGACUCGCUGUUGGUGUUAAAGGAAUGCUAGGCCUCGCAAGGACCCCGGUUUCGUUACCCAGCCAGCUCGCUUCCAAAUCUGGUUUGCCUCACAUAUUUUCUCUCUGCUUGCCAUCCUCCACCACGUCUAAUGGGGUCAUGAUUUUUGGGAACAAGCACUACGUUUCGCUUCCAGAUAAAAUUGAUUACUCGAAGCUCCUCACCUAUACACCUCUCAUCAUCAACCCAGUGAGUACGGCCCCAUCUUUCAGAGUAGGCGAUUCGUCCUAUGAAUACUUCAUCCAAGUGAAAUCCAUCAAUGUCCAUGGAAAACGUCUACCCAUCAACCGGAAAUUGCUGUCCAUCAACAAAGAUGGAUUUGGGGGUACAAAGAUUAGCACACGUACACCUUAUACCAGUUUACAUACAUCGAUCUACGAGGCUCUUGCGGAGGCUUACUCCAAUGCAGCUGCGUCAAUGAAUAUCAGCAGAGUUGAACCUCCUUUAGGAGACUUUCCGGCUUGUUUUAGUUCGAAGAACAUUGAACACACAGCCACGGGACCACGGGUGCCGGCCGUCGAUUUGGUAUUUGAGGACAAUAACGUCUGGAGAAUUUCGGGGUCGGAUUUAAUGGUGCAAGCGGAGGAUGGAGUGAUGUGCUUAGCCUUCGGGGACGAAGGAGAAAACGCUCGAACGUCUAUCGUGAUAGGGGGACGUCAGUUGGAGGAGAAGCUUGUGGUGUUUGAUGUAGCUUCGUCGAAGCUAGGGUUUAGUAAUUCUCUGGUGGGCGGUGGAACAAAUUGCGCCAAUUUCAACUUGUAA